Aspergillus wentii DTO 134E9 is the source of this 1833-nucleotide messenger RNA. RefSeq lists its product as uncharacterized. The transcript has 5 exons. Gene Ontology annotation, cellular component: vacuolar membrane. The record is from RefSeq and is a predicted model, not a curated record. Bases 149 to 1540 code for a protein of 463 amino acids. NCBI's taxonomy places the organism in Eukaryota, Fungi, Ascomycota, Eurotiomycetes, Eurotiales, Aspergillaceae. Gene Ontology annotation, molecular function: amino acid transmembrane transporter activity. Gene Ontology annotation, biological process: amino acid transmembrane transport.
GCGUGGCCCGGGUUUUCUCAAAGUUUCUUUGAUUGUUCAAAUAUUUUCGUUCUCGAAUUCUCAAAUAUCCUUUUCCCCCAAGCCUUUAUACAUUAUACAUGAUACACCAUAUAUUAUACGUCAUACAUUCAUAACUAUAUUUCUCAACAUGCCGGAGGAAAAAAAGGAAGAGUCUUUAUCACCUGUGACUUCGCGUCUCGAAGAAUAUACCGAAGGUCAACAUGAUGCCGUCUUUGGAGAAAUCACGGAAAAGGGUCCGAAUUACCGCAAUGUAGGAUGGCUAGGAACAACUGUGCUGAUGUUAAAAACCCAAAUCGGACUUGGCGUGCUCUCGAUCCCAGUUGCUUUUGAUGCACUGGGUAUAGUCCCAGGUGUGAUUUGCUUAUGCGCUAUUGCAGGUAUCACCUCCUGGUCCAACUAUAUUGUCGGUACUUUCAAGCUUCGGCAUCCUGAGGUCUACGGCAUUGACGAUGUUGGUCAACUGUUACUCGGUCCCACUGGGAGGAUUCUUCUCGGAGGCGCGUUCUGUCUCUGGUGGGUGUUCGUUGCCGGCUCGGGAAUGUUGGGCCUUUCUAUCGGUUUAAACGCAGUCUCAGAUCAUGCGGUUUGCACCGCAGUUUAUGUUGCUGUUGCUGCGAUUGUAGCAUGUAUCCUAGGUAGUAUUCAGACGCUAGGCCGUAUCUCCUGGAUGGCUUGGGUUGGUUUGGCUUGUAUUAUUACCUCAAUCAUGAUCGUCACCAUCGCUGUCGGCCUCCAAGAUCGUCCCUCCGCGGCGCCAAAAGACACCGUCUGGGUAUCUGAUUACAAGAUUGUGAAUAGCGAUGCCUCAUUUGCUGAUGCCAUUGGUGCCGUAUCGACCCUUGUCUUUGCGUACGCCGGUACACCAGCUUUCUUCUCCAUCGCGGCAGAGAUGCGGGCCCCCCAUCAUUAUAAUCGAUCGAUGAUACUCUGCCAAUCCCUUAUGACUUGUUUUUAUAUUGCGAUUGGUGUUGUUAUUUACUAUUACUGCGGGUCCUAUGUCUCUUCCCCAGCCCUUGGCUCUGCUGGCCCAGUCUUGAAGAAAGUUAGCUAUGGAUUUGCCAUUCCAGGAUUAUUGGCGAGUACCUUACUAUUUAUCCACAUCACAGCAAAGUACAUUUUCGUCCGACUUCUACAUGGCUCACGACACUUAGCAUCCAACACUCUGACCCAUUGGAUGGUCUGGCUUAGCUGUACCAUCGGCAUCGCCUUGAUUGCGUAUGUCAUUGCUAGUGCUAUUCCGGUAUUUAGUGAUCUUGUUUCUCUUGUUGGUGCUCUACUUGGUACCCCAAUGUGUUUCCAGCCAAUGGGAGGCAUGUGGUUAUAUGAUAACUGGACACAUGGCAGGGGAGGUCAGCGAUCACUAAGGUGGAUCGCUAUGGUCUGCUGGUGCAUCUUUGUCAUAGUUACCGGAUUCUUCUUGAUGAUUGGAGGCACCUAUGGAUCCGUUGUGACCAUUAUGGACAGCUACAAGAAAGCUGGGGGUACAGCUGCCUGGUCAUGCGCCGAUAACUCCACCUGAUAUGCAUAUUUUCCUGCUUUUGGAUACGAUAUGGAUUUUUGAUAUACCUUCUGGUAAUGGUCAGCUCAUUAUUUCAUCAAGUUUGCAGGGAGUGCUGCACAUUGAGAUAGAUACAUUUGUGGGCAUUAAAGCUAUAUUUUUCUGAUUUCGAGUCAUAAAUGUCCAUAUUUCACUGCCAUGGCAACACUCCUUUUGUUAUUUAAAUACUCAGUAGAAUAGCUGGGCAACGGGCUAGACAGUCGAUAUUAGUAGGAGAACGCAAUGUUUUGUACACAAGAAGCUAUCUAAAUUCU